This is a messenger RNA of Phlebotomus papatasi, 1853 nucleotides long. It is a transcript of the gene UGP, whose product is annotated as UTP--glucose-1-phosphate uridylyltransferase. Gene Ontology annotation, cellular component: cytoplasm. Gene Ontology annotation, biological process: UDP-alpha-D-glucose metabolic process; glycogen metabolic process. Gene Ontology annotation, molecular function: UTP:glucose-1-phosphate uridylyltransferase activity. NCBI's taxonomy places the organism in Eukaryota, Metazoa, Arthropoda, Insecta, Diptera, Psychodidae. The record is from RefSeq and is a predicted model, not a curated record.
CAGUUUUUUUUAUGCACCCGCUGUCAAAACACGUUGAGUUUGUGGUUGCGGAAGAGCAUUUUUGGAGGUGAAUUUCAAGCACAAAUUCUCGCUCAAAAAGUCCCAGUGAUCGUGCAAGAUGCUGUCCGUCCCAGGAAGUGAAGGAAGGGUCCGAGGUCACCAGCGAGCUCCGUCGGAUUCAAAAGAGUUCCAUAUGAGGUGACGAAACGUGAUGCCCAACGGUGUUCUUGAAGAUGACAUUGAGAAGCUCCUGGAGACGUGUGAGGAGCAGAGGAAGGGUGCUGUACGGAGCGAUAUGAUGAGAUUUAGCAAUUUAUUUGGGCGUUUUCUGGCUGAAGAUGGUCCAUCGGUGGAUUGGAAUAAGAUUGAAAAGUUGCCAGAAGGAGCUGUGCAGGAUUAUGGGAGUUUGGUGACACCAGAUGAGAAUCACAUUCGCGAUGAGCUCAAUAAGUUGGUGGUAAAACUAAAUGGUGGCCUGGGUACAUCGAUGGGAUGCCAUGGUCCGAAAAGUGUCAUCCCUGUGCGAAAUGAUUUGACCUUCCUGGAUCUCACGGUGCAACAAAUUGAGCAUCUCAAUAAAGUGUAUAAAUCCAAUGUACCGUUGGUGCUGAUGAAUUCCUUCAAUACGGAUGAAGAUACAGAGAAGGUGAUUAGGAAGUACAAAGGAUUCCAAGUGAAGAUCUACACAUUCAAUCAAAGCUGUUUUCCGCGCAUCAGUCGUGAAUCCUUGUUGCCUAUUGCAAAGAAUUUUAGCGUUAAAGAUGAUAUGGAGGCUUGGUAUCCGCCUGGACAUGGUGACUUCUAUGAGUCAUUUGCCAAUUCGGGCCUACUGAGGAAGUUCAUCGAUGAAGGUCGGGUAUAUUGUUUCUUGUCCAAUAUUGACAAUCUCGGCGCCACGGUGGAUCUCAAUAUUCUCAAUCGGCUCAUUGGUGGUGGAGGAGAGAAACCCAUUGAAUUUGUCAUGGAGGUGACUGACCAGACAAGGGCAGACGUCAAAGGUGGUACGCUCAUUCAGUAUGAGAACAAAUUGAGACUGCUGGAAAUUGCACAGGUGCCUAAAGAGCAUGUCGAUGACUUCAAAUCUGUUAAAACGUUCAAGUUCUACACCAACAAUAUCUGGGCCAAGCUUGAUGCCAUCGAACGCGUACUGAAGGAAAAUACCCUGAAUAUGGAGAUAAUUGUGAACAAUAAGACUCUGGAUACAGGACUGAGAGUGAUUCAGCUGGAGACGGCUGUUGGUGCUGCCAUGAAGUGCUUCGAGGGACUCGGUAUAAAUGUGCCCCGAUCACGCUUCUUGCCAGUCAAGAAGACAUCGGAUUUAAUGCUGGUCAUGUCAAAUCUCUAUAGCCUUCGACAUGGAUCGCUAGUCAUGUCACCGCAGCGAAUGUUCCCCACAACGCCCCUUGUGAAGCUGGGUGAGAAUCAUUUUGCGAAAGUGAAGGAGUUCCUCGGUAGAUUUGCCAAUAUUCCCGAUAUCAUUGAAUUGGACCAUCUCACUGUGUCAGGCGAUGUGACUUUUGGCCGUGGGGUCUCACUCCGUGGCACAGUGAUAAUUAUAGCCAAUCAUGGAGACCGUAUCGAUAUUCCAGCUGGCGCAAUCCUAGAGAAUAAAAUUGUCUCAGGGAAUAUGCGUAUUCUGGACCAUUAGAUGCAGCCGCAGGAUGUUUCAAAGUGCAAUGUAGUCGCCUCUAAUACGUUUUCUUCUCUUUCUAAAAAACAAAAAAAAGUCCCAUGUAAGAAAAGUCCAUGAUUCGGUGCAAUAUUUAUAGGCUCGUUUUUAAUUGUUACAAGUACAAAAUUUUAUAAUGACUCAAUUCCUCCUAAAUAGAAGACACUAUGUCAACGAAUAUUUA